UAUAAUGUAUUUGAUUUACAAAAGAAGUUAAUUUAAAUUUAAAUAUUCGGAAACCUUUAAAAACAUGUCUAUCUGUCAAAUUAAGGAAAUUACUGGCGACUUGUUUUGCGCGAAUGAGAAAUAUUCAAUGGCGCAUUGUGUAGCAGCCGAUAUGAGACUUGGCAAAGGAAUUGCUGUAAAAUUUAGAAAUAAAUUCGGUCAAAUACCCAAACUAAAGCAGCAAAAUGUCAAGCCAGGCGGCGUAGCAAUUUUGCAAGACAAGUCGCGCUUCAUUUAUUAUUUGGUGACCAAACAGAGUAGUUGGGGUAAACCUACCUAUCAAACACUACACGAUUCACUGUACGCAAUGAAAAUACAUAUGCUCAAAAAUGAGAUUUAUAAAUUGGCCAUACCGCGUAUUGGCUGUGGUCUCGAUGGUUUGGUUUGGCAAAAAGUUAAGGAUUCGUUGCAAGAAGUCUUCAAGGAUACGCCGAUUGAAAUACUUGUUUAUAAUUAUGUGCCAUAAAGUGUUAAGUACAAAUAUUAAUAUAACUUAUU
Bactrocera tryoni is the source of this 537-nucleotide messenger RNA. RefSeq names its product ADP-ribose glycohydrolase OARD1 (gene Targ3). The record is from RefSeq and is a predicted model, not a curated record. The transcript has 3 exons. The coding region runs from base 65 to 505 and encodes 146 amino acids. Gene Ontology annotation, biological process: peptidyl-glutamate ADP-deribosylation. Lineage: Eukaryota; Metazoa; Arthropoda; Insecta; Diptera; Tephritidae.